ACUUGACAGACGAAACAGGAAGUACAAAGAACCGUUCAUCUAGCAUCCUCUAGAUCUUCGCUUCAACCCAACAACAACGCGCGGAAGUUCAAAACUGCUUGUUCGGGAAAACCUGGUAAAAUCAACGAAAAUGGCGGCGAGAGAAAACACGUUAAAACAGCGACAGAAAAUGAUCAACACCACAUUCGAGUCCAGCAUAGAUUCCUCUGCGAUCGAAGAAAAGUUUUUGCGCCAAGCGGAGGAGGACGAGGACGACGGCCCCGUAGUCUUCAUCUGCGGGAAGUGCAAGUUGCCUGUCGGGGAUUCGAUGUCGUGGGAUGGAAGUGAAGACGGUCAAAACCAAAUAAGAUUGAAACGGGUCACUGACAACGUCGUGGUUGGACAAGACACGCGCCUAUACGACGCGAGUAAACGAUCUCUCUGUCUGAUUGUGGAUCUGUUCUGCCGAGGCUGUCACUCAGUGCUUGGAAUGGUUUUCGCAUCAACGCCUAAGAAACUCGACUACAAGAGGUUUACAUUCUGCUUCAACGUCGCAGACAUUGACAGCUACGUGCUUGGUUCUGCGAGCCAGAUGUUGGCAGCAGAGGGCCCCAAAGAGCAGCCGGUCACACUGGAGUACAGAGGCAUGGUGGAACAACAGCUGGCUGAGAUGAAAAUGCUGGUCAUGUCCAUGGCCCAGCGGCUGGAGGAGAUCGCCGUGGAUGAAUGCGACGUGACUGGGAGCGGGGCUUCGUCCAGGUGUUGACGGUGACGUCUCGCCUCUCACCUUUUCCUGACUUUACUGCUUCCUCCUCAAAAUGUAAUCUAGACCACAUUCCUCUGUAAUAUGUUCUGUCCUAGCCUCACCUUGUGCAGACACACACACACACACACACACACACACACACACACAGCUUCCACUGGGCUCGUUCCUGAUUACCAGUGGUGGGACAAAGGGCGUCUGCAAACGUAAUCAAUCACGUUGUCAGUUGGGCUCGCGUGGCUCGUGGCACCAUCUUUCCAGUGUGUCUCGGCGCGGAGCGACUGCACGCUGUGAGCAGAGUGUUUAUUUGUGCAGGAUUUCAUCAGGCGCACUGCACACUCAGCACAAUGCUGUAUUGAUCCGGCCACACACACACUUUCUCUUUGUUCCCAUCCUCAAGCGUGGAGGCUUGAGGGAUUGCUGUAAAUACGCUUUUCAUCAUUUCCAACAAUUUAUCAGUGGUAAUGACAAAAUGUGGUAUUUUAAUACUGUGCUGCAUUUAAGUUAUUUUAUGUUAUUUGCUUCUUUUUCUUCACUUGAGAAUUAUGGAAAUCUUUUCCGAAACAGACAUUUAAUCGCUUUCCCUCACUUGUUAAAUUGUCUCAUUGUAGGUCUGUUUUACUGUUUUCUGUUCAUUGUUGUAGAGUUUUCUUUGAAACUUCUGUGUAAUAAAGUAUUGAAAACGUCUUAAA
Molecule: messenger RNA, 1434 nt
Organism: Gasterosteus aculeatus aculeatus (three-spined stickleback)
Lineage: Eukaryota; Metazoa; Chordata; Actinopteri; Perciformes; Gasterosteidae
Gene: mis18a
Product: MIS18 kinetochore protein A
Biological process (GO): chromosome segregation; CENP-A containing chromatin assembly
Cellular component (GO): chromosome, centromeric region; nucleus; chromatin
Source: RefSeq, a predicted model, not a curated record